Molecule: messenger RNA, 4943 nt
Organism: Boleophthalmus pectinirostris (great blue-spotted mudskipper)
Lineage: Eukaryota; Metazoa; Chordata; Actinopteri; Gobiiformes; Gobiidae
Product: WD repeat-containing protein 62-like
Biological process (GO): mitotic spindle organization; neurogenesis; regulation of mitotic cell cycle
Cellular component (GO): mitotic spindle
Molecular function (GO): protein binding
Source: RefSeq, a predicted model, not a curated record
ACCAGACUGGACCAAACAGAACCAGACUGGACCAAACAGAACCAAACAGGACCAAACAGAACCAAACAGGACCAAACAGAACCAGACUGGACCAAACAGAACCAAACAGGACCAAAGGGGGAUAAACAGGGUCAGAAGGCGACAGUGAAGCGCUGAAACAGUUUGACAUGAUUCAGACCCGAGUCCAGUGGAGAAAUGUGAAGAAUGUUCUGUGCACAAUGACCGGGCAGUGCCGGGUCGUCCGGGUCAGAGGACUUGAGCUGUUUCUCUGUUUCUCUAUAAACGUGUCAGAGUUUGUUGUGUUUGACCCGGAGCCAAAACCAAAACGAGUCUGAACAGAGUUUGUGAUGAUGAAGAUGAUGAAGAUGAUGAAGAUGAUAAAGAUGAUAAAGAUGAUAAAGAUGAUGAAGAUGAUGAAGAUGAUGAAGAUGAUGAAGAUGAUGAAGGUGGGUCUGGAGCAGGUGUUUGGUUUGACGUCGAGCUGCAGUGGUUUGUCGUCGUCGUCGUCGGGGUUUGUGGCCUACGCCGCCGGGUGUGUGGUGGUGCUGUUGGAUCCGAUCACAAACAAACAGAGCCACAUCCUGAACUCCUCCAGGAAGUCGUUCAGUGCUCUGUCCUUCUCCCAUGAUGCAAAGCUGCUGGUCACCGGAGAGAGCGGUCACCUGCCGUGUGUUCGUGUGUUUGACCUGAAGGGGGCGAUGAAGUCUGAGGUUCAGAUUCAUAAACAUGGAGUUUCCUGCGUCUCGUUCAGUCGAUCGGACGAGUUCAUCGUCUCUGUGGGAUUUCAACACGACAUGAGCGUCAACGUGUGGGACUGGAAGAGGGGUGUGGUCAUCGCGUCGAACAAAGUUUCCAGUCGAGUCUCGAGCGUCUCGUUUUCUGAGGACGACAGUUUCUUCGUCACCGCGGGAACCAGACACGUCAAGUUCUGGUACCUGCACCAGUCUGCACACAACCGGGUGAACAGUACGGUGCCUCUGAUUGGUCGCUCGGCGUUGCUAGGCGACCAUAAGAACAGCGUGUUUGUGGCGGUGGCGUGUGGGCGGGGCCAAGCUGCGACUCGAACCUUCUGCAUCACAAGCUCCGCCCUCCUCUGUGUGUUCAAUGCCCAACAGCGAACCCUCGAGACCUGGGUCCACCUCAAGGCGGAGGCGGCGUUCUCUCUGGCAGUGGACGAGGACGUGGUUUUCUGUGGCUGCUCCGACGGCGUCGUCCGAGUUUUCUCCUCCGACCUGAGUUACAUCUGCAGCCUCCAGCGCCCCCACAGACUCGGAGUGGAACUGCAGCACGGGGCGUCGCCGGGAGCAGGGGGCGGAGUCUUCCCUGACACGGUGGCGUUGAGUUUCGACCCCGGGACACGCCUCCUCUGCGUCAUCUACGGUGAUCACAGCCUCUACUGCUACGACCUGAAGGACCUGAAGGACCAGAGCAAGAUCUACUCUGCCCUGUACCACAGCUCCUGUGUGUGGAGCCUGGAGACCUACCCAGACCUGGAGGACUUGGAGUCGUGUCUUCCUCCGGGUUCGUUCGUGACGUCUUCUUCAGACGGGACGAUCCGGGUCUGGAGCACAGAGAGUCCUCAGAGCAACUGCUACAGCCAGGACCUGCUGAGGAUCCUGUACGUGGGGGAGGCGGAGUCGACCGACGCCGCGGCCGACCCGAAGUCCGGACUCCGGGUUUUGGCCGUGAGUCCCGACGGAGCUCACCUGGCGACGGGCGAUCGCCACGGCAACGUCAGUAUCUUGGCUCUGGAGUUUGUGGAGGAGCUGCACAGGAUUGAAGCCCAUAACUCUGAGGUUUUGUGUCUGACCUUCUCCCCAGAAUCCUCAGGAGUGCGUCUUCUGGCCUCGGCCUCCAGAGACAGACUCAUCCACAUCUUCAACCGGGACCAGGACUACCACCUGAUCCAGUCCCUCUACGACCACUCAGGCUCCAUCACCGCCGUGCGCUUCACAGGGGAGAGUCCUGAACUGAAGAUGGUGAGCUGUGGAGCAGACAAGAGCAUCUACGUCCAGACCGCAGAACAGACGGGGGCGGGGCUGACCUUCUCUCGGUGUCAUCACGUGGUGGAGAAAAGUUCUCUGUACGACAUGGAGCUGGACCCGACUCACACACACGCCGCCUUCGCCUGCCAGGACCGCAACAUACGGGUUUACAGUGUGGACAGUGGGAAACUGACCAAGACUCUGAAAGGAUCAACGAGCGACGAAGGAGCUCUACUGAAGGUGACCUUUGACCCCUCAGGCUCGUACGUGGCGUCCAGCGGCUCCGACAAAAACAUCUGUAUCCACGACUACGAGACCGGAGAGUGUGUGGCCACGCUGUACGGACACUCAGAGGUGGUGACUUCGAUCCGGUUCAGUCUGGACUGUCGUCACCUGCUCACGGCGUCUGGAGACAGCUGCAUCUUCGUGUGGCGUCUCGACUCCGCCAUGACGUCGCUGAUGAGGAAGAGGCGGGGCUUGGACAGGAAGCAGGACAAGAACAGGAAGCUGAACAUCAGGAGGGAGACGUUCAUCACGGGUCCGUCCAAUCAGAUCUGUCUGUUGCCCGAGGGGGAGGAGUCAGAGGUGGUGACCCCUGGACGACCCGACACACACAGCGAGUUGCCGUUGUUGCAGACCAAUGGGAAACUGCCUCUGUGGUUCAGGAAACUGCAGGGAGGGGGCGGGGCUUCCUCUGCUCUCGGCCAAUCAGACGCCGAGCCUCCACAGGUGAGGAGGAGGUGGGCGGAGCAAGCAAACCCCAUCAGGAUCUGCCCCAGUUUCUCCCCGAGUCCAACACAGAACCGAGACCAGGACCAGGACUUAGACCAAGAUCUGGGACCAGAGGAGGAGUUUUGUCCCCAGAGUCUGGAGAGUCUCCUGGUGGAAGAAGAAGAAGAAGAAGAGGAAGAAGAAGAGGAAGAGGAAGAAGAAGAGGAGGAAGAGGAGGAGGGGGCGGAGCCUCCAGGUGUGAUCUGCAGCAGCUUUGGCCUGUUCCCUGAUCACAGCAGCGCCUCCAACAGGGACUUUGAUGUUCAGGGUCACGAGGUCGAAGGUCAUGAAGACCUGAGUCCAGACUCGACCGGGUCAGACGUCUCCACAGAGAACCAGGAGACAGAGCGUUUUGACACGGACCCUGUGACCCUGCGACCUCCAGAGCCUCAGCACUUCCUCCAACCACGACUCAGCCUGUCCACGCGCUUCCUGUCCAGAUACCAGGACCGGAUCCGGUCUAAACCUCAGACUUCAGUUUCCUCCAGGAUCCUCGAGGAGAGCUCCAUCGAGAACGUCAAGGUCCAGCCUCAGACAGAGUCGGGUCUUGAGUCGGGUCUGGGUCCGGGUCUUGGUUCCAGGAGGAGUCAGGAGGACCUUGGUUCCAGGAGGAGUCAGGAGGACCUUGGUUCCAGGAGGAGUCAGGAGGACCUUGGUUCCAGGGGGAGUCAGGAGGACCUUGGUUCCAGGAGGAGUCAGGAGGACCUUGGUUCCAGGGAGUCAGGAGGACCUUGGUUCCAGGAGGAGUCAGGAGGACCUUGGUUCCAGGGGAGUCAGGAGGACCUUGGUUCCAGGAGGAGUCAGGAGGACCUUGGUUCCAGGAGGAGUCAGGAGGACCUUGGUUCCAGGAGGAGUCAGGAGGACCUUGGUUCCAGGAGGAGUCAGGAGGACCUUGGUUCCAGGAGGAGUCAGGAGGACCUUGGUUCCAGGAGGAGUCAGGAGGACCUUGGUUCCAGGAGGAGUCAGGAGGACCUUGGUUCCAGGAGGAGUCAGGAGGACCUUGGUUCUCAGAGACUCGGUGGACGCAGGGCUGUGAUUGGCCGCAGGCACAGCUCCCAUCAUGCCUCAGGAUGGCGCAGAUAUUCCUCUGUCACGGUGCAGUGUCGCCGACGCACAGACGUCCUGAACAGAAGCCUCCCGCCACAGGGGCUUGUGGGAAAUGUAGUCCUGCUGAGGAAGAACCAAGACCCGAAACCAGGACUGAACCAGGAUCAAAGACCAAGACUGAACCAACAACUGAACCAGGGACUGUGGGGGAAGGAGAACCUCAACCCGGACCAGGACCAGAGACCGGGUCAGGACCAGAGGCUGGACCAGGGUCAGGACCAGAGGCCGGACAUGCAGCCAGACCAGCGACUGGAUCAGGACCAGAGACCAGACUCUUCUCCAGGUUUGAAGCAGAUCUGUGAGGAUCUAAACCCAGUCUCAGAGGAUCUGGUCUCAGAGGGUCCGGUCUCAGAGGAUCUGGUCUCAGAGGAUCUGGUCUCAGAGGAUCCGGUCUCAGAGGGUCUGGUCUCAGAGGGUCUGGUCUCAGAGGGUCUGGUCUCAGAGGGUCCGGUCUCAGAGGGUCCGGUCUCAGGUCUGGUCUCAGAGGGUCCGGUCUCAGAGGAUCUGGUCUCAGAGGGUCCGGUCUCAGAGGGUCCGGUCUCAGAGGGUCUGGUCUCAGGUCUGGUCUGGUGUGGAGGAGCUGAGGAACCGUCUGAGUCUGGAAACAUCAGUGUGGCCCCGCCCCCAGACCCUGUGGCCCCGCCUCCAGAGCUCUGCACUGACCCAGCCGAACAGGAAGAAGCCGAUGACGUCACAUCCUGCCCCGCCCCCGAGUGUGACAGGCCCCGCCUCCCUCCAGGUGAACAGGAAGUGAUGCGAGUGGCUCAGGCCCCGCCCCCUCCAGGUGAACAGGAAGUGACACGAGCGGCUCAGGCCCCGCCCCCUCCAGGUGAACAGGAAGUGAUGCGAGCGGCUCAGGUCCCGCCCCCUCCAGGUGAACAGGAAGUGACACGCGCGGCUCAGGCGCUUCGACGAACGACGGAGGAAACACUUCAACUGUACAAACAGGUAACCUCCCUCUCCCCAGACACCUCCUCCUCCUCCCUCUAUGUUUCCUGCACAUGUUUCAUCAAGACCUGGUUUGAAGUAACAAACGUUCUACUGCAGAACAUGAACGAGCUCAAACACCUGAUCCUGUAA